AACAGGGCCUCGACCAAUGAGGAGCGAGCGCACGGUGACGGCGGAGAUGUAAACAAACAGAAGCAGCGCGGCCAUUACAGCAACAACCGAGUUCCAGCAAGUUGACCGUUUCUCUCUUCUGUCGUCGAAUAAAUCACCCCCGAAGACAUGAAAGACCCGAGCAUCAGCAGCGGGGCCCCGAACAUGACCACCGGCACCGAGGUGAUCCUCACCAGCCAGUUCAACGCCGAGGACGACCCGUUCGCCGAGUAUAUGUGGAUGGAGAACGAGGAGGAGUUCAACAGGCAGGUGGAGGAGGAGCUGUGGGAGGAGGAGUUCAUCGAGCGCUGUUUCCAGGAGAUGCUAGAUGAGGAGGAGGAGUGGGAGUGGUUCAUCCCGUCCAGAGAUCUCCCUUCUCAAAGCGUCAGCCAGCUGCAGGAGCAGAUCAGCCUCCUGGUCCUCGAUGGUGACAAAGACCUGGAUGUGGUGGUGACAAGCAGCUUGAACCCCAAUGCCAAGGAGUUCACCCCAGGCAUCCAGAAACACGCCAUGUGACCCGGCUAGGCUCCUCCCUCCCCCUAACCCUAGUCCGCACUGUGACAUCAUCACCAAGAUGUCUGCUGUAUUUUCCAGCCGCCACUCGACCUUCAGCCUGACGUGUUGCCAAAGUUCUGCGCUCGCAUGUGUUCACAGUUACAGUUAGUUUUGUGUGUGUGUGUGUGUGUGUGUGUGAGUGUGUGAGUGAACUCUCUGAAUGUACAUCAGCUGAGAGGAGUGUUUGUAUGACUCUAAAUCAGAACAAACCGCUUCCUGUCUCCACUUUAAUUAUUAUUUUUGGGGCACUUUUAUAAAACCUGAAAUCAAACCGUGUGCUUGUUUUUUUUUUUUUUUUUUUUUUAAAAUUCAACUUCCUGUUCAGAGGGUCGCCUUCGCCGCCUCGUGGCGUCUAAAAGCACUUUUCCGGUCGUGGUUUGUUUAGCUGGCUGUUCUGCUGUUUCUUGCUCUUUUUCCCAGCAUCCUUGGCGUUUCUGUCAGCUCUGACCUGUCUUCGCUCUGCUGCCUACAUCAAAUAACUCGUGUUGACUUUUUUUCUAAAUGCACAGAAAGUACUGUAUAAAAAGUCGUAUAAACAAAAACAAUGUAAAAAAAUCUAUUUUUUCUUAUACUACUUGAAAUAAAUGUUUAUGAAAGGAAAAAAAAAA
This is a messenger RNA of Oreochromis aureus, 1181 nucleotides long. Its product is annotated as polyadenylate-binding protein-interacting protein 2. Gene Ontology annotation, cellular component: cytoplasm. NCBI's taxonomy places the organism in Eukaryota, Metazoa, Chordata, Actinopteri, Cichliformes, Cichlidae. The coding region runs from base 148 to 534 and encodes 128 amino acids. The record is from RefSeq and is a predicted model, not a curated record. Gene Ontology annotation, molecular function: mRNA regulatory element binding translation repressor activity. Gene Ontology annotation, biological process: negative regulation of translational initiation. The transcript has 4 exons.